UGCCACUGCUUCCAGACAGGCUUAUUCUGUGGCAGUUCUUGAAGAUAGAUGUUUUUUGGAGUGGUUUGUUAGAAGGGUGCAAGAUCGAAUUGUUCUUUGCACAUUAAGGCAAUUUCUGGUGAAGAGCUCAAAUAAUGCAAGGCAUUCAUUUGAAUACGUGGAUAGAGAGGAGAUGAUAGUAGCCCAUAUGGUUGGUGGAAUCGAUGCUUUCAUAAAGCCACCUCAAGGUUGGCCACUAACCAGCUCUGGUUUAACGCUGAUAUCUCUGAAGAGCUCAAGUCACUCCUCAAAAGAAAUACCUUUGACCCUCCUUUGCAAGGUUGCGGAAGUGGCAAACUCGUUUGAUACAAAUUCACGACAGACUAUCUCAGUCUUCGCGGAUAGAGUUGAAGAGAUACUUAUGCAGCAAAUGAGUGCAGUAACUUCAAACUGAAAAUAUUCCAGAAGAUGACUUCUUCCCUGCUCUGUCUGUACUCAUUUUGGUAAGAUUUAACAAUGUCAUAAUACUGUUUACAUUCAAUAGUACUGACGCCAGCUGCUAAGUUCUCCGAAUCACUCUGUAAAUUUUCCAGCUAUGGAGGUGGUUUCUAUAAAAAAACAUUUGAAUUAGUAUGUCCUAAUUUAUCUCACUGAAUUUUUCAGAUAUUUGAACAGAAGUGGAGAGUUAGUAUAAUGCUGAUGUAGGUUUCUCAUAAAUGUGUUAAAGUAUCACUUGGAUGUAAACCUUAACUCUAAUGCAAAUGAUUAUUUGUGUGAGCUUAGUAUCAUUAUGGAUGUAUAACAGGAUUUUUAAUCAUAUCAAGGUAUAUAGCUGAGUCUACGUUUCUGUCAUAGUUCCACCUCUACUGUUCUUCCCAGACAUAUUUCUGGGAAUCUAAUUUAACCUUAUCAAAAGAGAAAAGUGAAUCUAAUUUAAAAAGGGCAAACCGGUGCACUAAGCUUCCGCUAUGCGCAGGGACAAGAGUCUAUUGUACGGAACCUUACCCUGCAUUUCUGCAAGAGGCUGUUUCCACGAAAAGUGAAUCUAAUUUAUUUAAAAAUUAUGUUAGUGCAUCGGUACUUUAACAGGUUCAAAGAAGUAUUUUGGUUUUCCUCUUCAAGAAAACUAAGAAGAGGUAAAUUUUUAGCUCUAAUGCCAAGAUUAAAUGGGCUUGCCUGAUAUUGUUGUGUCUCAUUUACAGUAGAUUAAAUGUUUUAAGCCUAAAAGAGUAUAAUAUAUGAAAAUUUCGACUACCCUGUAAUGAGAAAUGAACUCCACAAAGAUGAUGCAACUUCAUUUGCAAACAAUUAAUAUGCAUUCUUUUCGGCUUAUGUGUUCAUAUGUAGUGCUUUGUUGUUUUACUAUUAGUUGAAAUCUUACAGGUAUUUACUUUGUGUUCCAACAAUAUGCAUUUGUGUCACUAAAAUAUGGAAUUUUGUCAAUUAGGAACACUAAUUACCUUCCUUUUAUGCUUUGUUAAACUGAACAAGAUAUGCAAAUUUCUACCAGUUUCCCCUUCUUUUAGCAUAAUUUUCCUACUUUCCAACAAGGGGCAAAAGUUACUAAGCUCAUGCUAAAAGUAAAUUUUAAUUGAAACUAGUCAACAGAAAAUCUCCAAGUUGGUAAGACUUCUUGGUAGGACUGGUAAAACAGUUUCAAUAAGAAGUUGUUAUCUCUGUAAUCAUUAAUGAAGAAGUUUAUCCAAAACCAUAUGAACACACAAUACUCACUAUAAAUUGGACCAACAAUAACAAGAAAACCAAGCAUAACAAGAAACAAAAACAUCAUGCCUUCCUCAUCACACUACUUAGUACUUUACUUCUGCUUACUUAGUUUCUUAGCAUUUUCAUCAGUUAAUUCACAGAUCCCCGUUCAUUACCCGAUCGAUGUUAUUGUGAAAAAUGAAACUCCAAGUACAGCAUCGGCAAGAUGUUAUAUACAUGGAAUUGAGACUCGCGGCGAAAUCAUAAUGACACCAGAUCAUGAAGCUGAAUUCAUUUUGAGCAUUAUUCCUGGAGAGGAGGGGAGAAACAUGGGUUUUUCGAGUUGUUUAACUUGAAUAAUACUAACAUUUGUCACACUCCUGAUGUAUUUUGUUAUUGGAAUGUACAUGAAGAUGGAUUAUGCAUGUUUGUUGCAGGUAAAUGUGUGCUCUUCAAAUGGGAUGCUAACUCAACAGUUCUUUCAACUAGACAUUUUGCAAGUGAAAAACUGAGAUAUGCUGCAACUGGACCCUUCAUUUUGAAGAGAAGUCCUUAGUAAAUCCAUGAAAUUUGUACCUAUGUUCUAUGAAAUUGAUUAAGAAAAUUCAGGUAUUAUGUGAAUUGAUAUGCCAAGCUGUAUGUUCAAUGUGUAA
Molecule: messenger RNA, 2336 nt
Organism: Nicotiana tabacum (common tobacco)
Lineage: Eukaryota; Viridiplantae; Streptophyta; Magnoliopsida; Solanales; Solanaceae
Source: RefSeq, a predicted model, not a curated record